This is a messenger RNA of Anisakis simplex (herring worm), 384 nucleotides long. NCBI's taxonomy places the organism in Eukaryota, Metazoa, Nematoda, Chromadorea, Rhabditida, Anisakidae. The record is from the annotation of a GenBank genome assembly.
AUGAACGACAUCAACGAUUCUUCAUCGACUACGGUGGACCCGCUCAUUAUGUUGCUACAGCAACAACAGCAGCAAAUGCAGCAGUUCGGCACGCUGUUGACUCUACUACAGCAAAAAACGGCCGGCCAACGAACGAGCACUCCUCGACAACCAUCGACGGCAAUCGCGUCAUCCGCCAUGGAUUCCGUGCUCGAGAAUACCAUCACCACCUUUUCGUAUGCGCCAUAUGAGGAUAUCACAUUCGCAGCAUGGUAUAAACGCUAUGAAGACAUCUUCAAGAUGGAUGGUAAAAAUCUAGACGAUGCUGCAAGAGUCCAUUUUCUCUUAACAAAGUUGGAUGCGGUCGUAUAUGAAAAAUACUCCAACUACAUUCUGCCACAUUAA